Molecule: messenger RNA, 2058 nt
Organism: Entamoeba invadens IP1
Lineage: Eukaryota; Evosea; Mastigamoebida; Endamoebidae
Product: sodium/sulfate transporter, putative
Exons: 1
Coding region: 1-2058 (685 amino acids)
Biological process (GO): transmembrane transport; potassium ion transport
Cellular component (GO): plasma membrane
Molecular function (GO): monoatomic cation transmembrane transporter activity
Source: RefSeq, a predicted model, not a curated record
AUGCAAACUCCCAAACGGGCAUCAUUUCUAUCAUCUUUUGUGACAAGAAUUCAGCGAAUAAUACAAGGAAAUUGGAAAGUCAUGAUAUUUUUUGUUAUUUUCACGACAUGUCUUUCCUUGUUGUACUUUGUUGAUUGGAAAGUCCAUUACAAAGAUAGUGUGACAACAAAAACGUAUCUCUUCAUGUUUACCUUUGAUGUCAUGCUCACACUUUUAUUAGCCGAAAUAGUUCAUCCCGGGUUAAUGCUUCUUUUCACAUCAAUUUUACUCGUUUUUUUGGGAAUUAUAACAGCACAAGAAGCCUUCAUGGGGUUUGCAAACAACAGCACUUUGACUGUAUUGGUGGCUCUUAUUAUUUCCGAGGCAGUCGACAAAACAGGUGGUCUCAAAUUUGCAGGCAGAUUUUUGCUUCCCGACACUCCACAAAAAUACAUCUGGCCCUCUGCUCUCAGGCUUUUCCCUUUUGUCAUGUUGGUCUCACUCUUCUUGAACAACACGCCGGUCGUUGCUAUGUCGAUACCUCUCAUAUUUGCGUGGACAAAAACGUCGACACAACCAGCCUCAAAGUUAUUACUCCCGAUGUGUUACGCCAUUCAGUUUGGAGGGAUGAAUUCCAUAUUAGGGACAAGCACUAACUUGGUUGCAAAGGGGCUGAUUUUGAAUCAAGUGGAAAUUGUCAACCAAAAAUUCAACUUGAACAUGCAAGUGACUAUCCCAAUGUUUGAGAUUGGUCUGGUUGCGUUACCACUCACUAUUGUUGGACUCCUCUACACGUCGUUUUUCACAUUUUUGGUGCCAAACACCGACAUCCCUGAGCAAACAGCUGGUCAAAGUGAGUUUUUGAUUCCUGUGAAAAUAGCAGAGGGGAGUUCACACAUUAAUAAAAAGCUCAAAGACACAGUCUUGUUCUAUCCGUCACAUGGAAAACUCUUUAAGAUCAAACGCGGGGAAUUGAUGGAGCCAAAACCCGAUGAAAUAUUGAAAGAAGGGGAUGUCUUGUAUUAUUUAGCACCGUACCAGCUCUUGAAUGAUGUCUAUGUGUAUUCUGGAAUAGUCCCAGAGAGUCGAUUUGCAAAGGAGAUGAUGUCAUCAAAUCGCGACUUAAAAGUGUAUGAAGUCUGUUUUGGAGGUGCAUCGCAGUUUAUUCACAAAAAGUUUCCCAAUUUUGUCAAUACCCAGUUCUUUUCGAUUCUUGGCAUUUCGUAUAAAAAGAUCGACGAAAAUGAUCAAAACGAAGAAGAAAAAGUACUCAUUGGAGACGACAUGGGGUCAUUGUGUAAAGAAGAGUUAGCUGAGAGUGUCAUUGAAAGCACCCGAAGUUACUUAAUAUGCUCGACUGAGUCUUUUGAAAACUCGGAGAACUACCCAAAUCCAUUUCAGUUGGUCCUCCCGUUGGAUGUUUCUCUCCCCCAACCAAUGGUCAUCUACAAAACUAUAUUAGCGCUUUUAGCCAUUGCUAUUCCAGUCAUAACCGAUGUCAUAGAUGCGUCUCCUUUUGUAGUUGCUGCUUUUGUUAUGGUCUUCAUUUUGUUAGUGACGAAGACUAUUAGCAUUAAGGAUGUCUUUAAAGCUGUUGAUGUCCCUUUAAUCUGCAUUUUGGGUGCUUCGUUUGGGCUUGUUGAGGGGAUGGUGAAGACGAAUGUUGGUGCUCUUCUUGCGCGGUCGUUAACUCGAGCGUUUUUGCCGUUUGGGAAGAUUGGGAUAUUAAGUGCACUUGCCAUACCCGCUCUGCUGUUAACACAGUCACUGAGUAAUGCCGCUGUGUUUGCGUUGAUGUUUCCUGUGGUUUGGGAGACAUAUUGGGGAGCCGAUCCCACCGGUAUGGAUCGAGGACAAGUCAUUGGGUUGAAAAGUUCGAUGUACGCCGUGAUGAUAGCGACGUCUUCCGUCUUCUUGUUACCAUUUGGUUCGAACAAAACACUUAUGGUGAUGAAGAAAGGGAAUUAUCGAGUGAAGGACUUCAUCAUCUUUGGGAUCCCCCUUGUGUUCUUUUCGCUUGUUGCUGCUGUUGGACUCUCUUAUGUAUUCUUUGAGGUGAUCUGGCCAGACAACUAUUAA